Dovyalis caffra is the source of this 1125-nucleotide messenger RNA. NCBI's taxonomy places the organism in Eukaryota, Viridiplantae, Streptophyta, Magnoliopsida, Malpighiales, Salicaceae. The record is from the annotation of a GenBank genome assembly.
AUGUCGUCCUCAAAUAAACUACAUUACGAGGCAGAUCCCGAUGAAGUGAAAUAUGUAAAGACAUUUACUAUACUACUCGAACUUCAAUAUUGCAGCUCGGACAAACCAGCAGAGCUAGUACAAGUGACUUGGCUUGAAAUAACAGGUGAAACAAAGGAACCCCUGCCAGUAGGGAAGUACGAAAUUAAAUUUGAAGUAUCGCUGGAACAAGGUGCAUUCGGUUGGAAUGGCUGUCCUGUUUUCAUGAUGGGUAAGAUAGGGAAGAAGGGAAGGUACAGAUGGACCAAAAUCAACCUAGCAGAUCUCGGCCCAGAUAAGAAAUUAGUUACCUCAGACUUUCAGAUUGAAGUUUUUGGAGAAUCAGAAGAUAACAAGCUCUAUUUUGGUCUGUAUGAAGUGUGGAGUGGGCGAUUCACUUCUACCAAGACAACGGGAUCAGAGGAAAGGAGAAGCACAAUAUCUUUGAGCUUGUGUUUGAGAAUGCUUAGCUAUGUUAAGAACCAUUUAGUAAGGGCAGUGACUAAAGUAUUGCAUAAAACUUUGAACUUCGAUAUGGAUUAUGAGGAAAGAUCAGAGGCUCUCUCUGGCCCUCACUGGAAGGGUGAUGGCUCUUCAGUAUCGUCAGACUCAGCAUGUCCUGCAACAUGCAGAGUGCCAGCUAAGGCUCUAAAUAUCAUAUGGGGCAAUGAUCCCCGGUUUUGGCAAUGGAUCAAACUCUCAGAAGAGGAAACAGGGUCAAUUGGUUUCAACGAAGGCACAAUGCUCCUUCAAGUUAACUGGGUUGAGGUCACCGGGAAAUUAUCUACAACUGUGUUCAACGUUGCUUCAACAACAAAAUAUGAACUAUACUAUGUCAUGAAAUUUCAAGUUGAUGCAUUUGGUUGGCAUUCUGUUCCAAUCAACUUCAGGGUGAGGCUCAGUGGACAAGAGUCCGUGAGAAGCAUCGUACUUCAGUCUUACAGGGAGAAACAUGACGUGUGGCAUGAGAUUUGUGGUGGCGAAUUUACGGUUUCAAAGAAUGCAGCUGGAGUUGUAGAAUUUGGCAUGUUUGAAGUAGACAGUGACUGGUGGAAGGGUAGCAUGGUUCUUGCUGGUAUCAAGAUUAGGCCAAAAGCAGUUUAUUAG